Molecule: messenger RNA, 881 nt
Organism: Mirounga angustirostris (Northern elephant seal)
Lineage: Eukaryota; Metazoa; Chordata; Mammalia; Carnivora; Phocidae
Gene: DBI
Product: diazepam binding inhibitor, acyl-CoA binding protein
Exons: 5
Coding region: 336-659 (107 amino acids)
Biological process (GO): fatty acid metabolic process
Cellular component (GO): mitochondrion
Molecular function (GO): fatty-acyl-CoA binding
Source: RefSeq, a predicted model, not a curated record
CGGGGUUGGAGUCGUCUGCGGCUGCACCUCUAAAGGCGCUGCCAGUCGAGUCGUGUGUUUCCUGCUCUUCGUCGUCUCCGCGGGUUCUCCGGAUCUUCGCAACCCCGCCAGCAUGUCUCAGAACACUGAAAUAGAGGUCAGCGCUGGACGCCCAGCCCCAGGGGGCGGGAGUCCAACGGGCUCCGGUCGCUGACACCUCCGUACUCAAACCCCGUCUCCUUCUCAACUGUUUGAAACACGCUGUGCUAGCCCUAUCCGCAAGUCAGGGCUUUACUGAGACCCCGGCCUGACCCAGGGGUGGUCAGGCAGUUGACCACGCUUUUUCAGUGAAGUAUAUGCCUCCUGCAGGCACUCCUAGCCUGCUUCCUUCACCAUUGUGUUUCCAGCACCUGGUACCUGGUAUGGCUGAGUUUGACAAAGCUGCUGAGGAUGUUAAGCACCUCAAGACCAAACCAGCAGAUGAUGAGAUGUUGUUCAUCUACAGCCACUACAAACAAGCAACUGUGGGUGACAUAAACACAGAACGGCCUGGGCUGUUGGAUCUCAAAGGCAAGGCCAAGUGGGAUGCCUGGAAUCAUCUGAAAGGGACUUCCAAGGAAGACGCCAUGAAAGCUUACAUCAACAAAGUAGAAGAACUAAAGAAAAAAUAUGGAAUAUAACAGACUGGAUUUGGCUGCCAACACUGCAUAUCAUCUAAACCGAUCUAAUGCCUUUCUUUUCUAAUACUGUGGAUGACAUGAAAUAAUGCAAAUAGCCUGUUAGCCUAGGUCCUGAAGACCGCACAGGGCAUGGUUCCAACAGAGUAGGGCCUGCCAUGGUUACUGACCUGCGCUGAGUAGUUUUUAUCCGUAGAUCUAUUAAAAGCACAUUUGUUACUUUAA